Anopheles funestus (African malaria mosquito) is the source of this 1137-nucleotide messenger RNA. Its product is annotated as protein C1orf43 homolog. The transcript is spliced from 5 exons. Bases 186 to 1049 code for a protein of 287 amino acids. The record is from RefSeq and is a predicted model, not a curated record. Lineage: Eukaryota; Metazoa; Arthropoda; Insecta; Diptera; Culicidae.
CACAUCUGUCAUACCGUCCACAGUAGGUAAACAACGCAAGCUGCAAUGUUUAUCGCACUCGCGCUUUGUGAAUUCAUUCAAUAGAUUGGAUUAUUGAUUUUUCUUACUAGAAGUAACAUAAUUUCUACUUUUUGUCAUGCUGUAAAGAUCGAGUGCACAAAACCGGAAAAGCAUACCAAGCCACUAUGGAGGAGUUGUCAGGGGUCAUGAUAGUGUUGAUAAUAGGUGGUGGUGUCUUGGGUGUUACGAUAUGUUUCAUUUUCGCAAAACGGCAGAUCGUUCGAUUUACGCUUAGACAACGUCGUGGACCCCAUGUCGCUGUUGGACACGAUGCUAAAAAGUCCAUCAAAAGGGAGAUAGAGCGGAGGCUAGACUGCAUACAAAAAAUCUAUUACGAACCAAAGCUCAUCUGGGAUGAUAAACAGAAGGACGAUGAAAAGUACAUUUUGAAACCGGAUACCACUUUACCACCAUACUAUUGGCGCAUGAAGGCAGUGGAUGAUGUGAAAGAGCUCGAGCGGGAAAUAGCGAAACAAGACGGUGCCACUAGACACCCUAGGGAUAGUAUGCGGGCGUUUCUUCUGACCACAUUGGCGGCUCCUCUAAAUGGUUCAGGCCAGCGACUAAUUCAUCAGUUCUGUGAUAUGUACGAACAUGCUCGACAUGAUCCUAACGAGUUUGGAGAGGAAGAAUAUCAAUCCUACCAACGCUUGCUUAAAAAAUUGUCCGAGGCUACAAAAAUGCUGAAAUCAUACUCCAGCAGUAGGAAAUCUUCUCCCAAUCGAACACCGGUGAAAAAACACUCCAAAAUGCAAUCACUGCUCGAUCCUGCCAGAUUACGCCCUCCGCCAGUGGCGCUUACAGCCGGAAAUGCGGGUGAUACGAUAAUUUCCAACACCCGCAUGAAUCUUUCUCUUGCGGUACAGCUGCAACAACAGCAUGAACAACAAUUUCAACAGCCUGAGCUUGAGGAAAACGAAAUUCUCAGCAUCUCACAAUACCAUGGGGAAACAGAAACAUUUACUAUACGCAGGUCUUUCAAAAAUUGAAAUGGUCUAAACAUCGUAUUAACUUGAUUCAAAUCGGUAAGAAGAUGAAUGAUAAAAAUAAAUUUCCAAAGCACUAGUUCGAAUAAAA